Messenger RNA from Theileria parva strain Muguga, 803 nucleotides. RefSeq lists its product as uncharacterized. The transcript has 8 exons. Gene Ontology annotation, biological process: protein import into mitochondrial matrix; protein insertion into mitochondrial inner membrane. The record is from RefSeq and is a predicted model, not a curated record. Gene Ontology annotation, cellular component: TIM23 mitochondrial import inner membrane translocase complex. Lineage: Eukaryota; Apicomplexa; Aconoidasida; Piroplasmida; Theileriidae. Bases 137 to 652 code for a protein of 171 amino acids.
AAAUUACCAACAGAAUAAUGCUAUGGUGCUUGAAAAUGAAUUUAUUUUAAAAGUUAAGAAACAAUUGAUGAUAAAUUUUAAAAAAUUAAAAUUUUCAUUUAUUUUUCUUUUAGUUUGAGGGAAAUUGAUUUAAAUUAUGGCCUGGAAUUUUUUAACGGGUCUUUUUGACGGGAAUAGAAGCAAAGGUGUUACUUUCUACGACGAUAAACUUCCCUCUCCGCCUUCCUGCGGAGGAUUAGUACCGCCGCCAGAACCCCCGAAAACACUUAAAAACAAAUCUUACGAUAAAUCUUUCGAUGCCGCCAAUUUUGAAUUCAAAGGCUUCACACCGCCGCCCAAAUCUGACAGUGAUACGAAUUACGAUUCUAAGGAUUAUUCAGAUUUCUUAUUAACGGAUAAAUCGAGGAGUUUGUAUAAUAGGCCGUCGGAGAUUGUUGAUAGAUUAUUCAAGAGUCCCAGGGCUAAGAACUGUUACGAGAGUAUAAAACUGGGCUGGAAAAUGGGCGGCGCCGUUGGCGGCAUUUUCGGCACUCUCACCGGCGUCUACGCCGCUCUCAAACAUCGCAGUCUCGUCAUCAUUCCAAUCUCCACUAUUGGAGGUGCAGUGAGUUUUGGAUUUUUUCUGGGCUGCGGAAUGAUCGUCAGAUGUUAAUUCUCACUAAUGUACUAACUACAAUGUUUUAUUAGAUUAGUUAUUGGGUUGGUUAGGUUUAACAUCUUCUUGAGCGAUGGACUUGAGUAGUGUGUCGACUUUGUCGUUGUUUAGCAUUUCAACAAAGGGCUCAAAUUCGCCAGUCUCGCCC